This is a messenger RNA of Trypanosoma theileri, 1848 nucleotides long. RefSeq lists its product as uncharacterized. Lineage: Eukaryota; Euglenozoa; Kinetoplastea; Trypanosomatida; Trypanosomatidae. Bases 1 to 1848 code for a protein of 615 amino acids. The record is from RefSeq and is a predicted model, not a curated record. The transcript has a single exon.
AUGCAGACGCCAACCAAACGGGUGCCGACGGCUCUGAAUGAAACUCCUCUCCAACGACCCGUCCCCUUCACAAAUAUCACGAAUGCCGCUCCCACAACUGUACAUGCGAGAAAAGGACCUUCACAUCUCUGCAGUGCCACUAUUCGCGCAGAGCCACGUGUAGUAUUAACAACAGAUGUUCUUUCCCCACCAGCCAUAACGGUAACUUCAGAAAAUGGUUCAUGUACACCAAGAGAGAAAACUAAAGCUCCACCACCACCACCACCAUCUAAUGAGGAUCGGGAACCGGGAAGUGUGGAUAAUUCCGUUUACUCUGAAGAACAUACCGCUACUCCUGAAAAGAAAUUACAGCCACGAAAAUUUUUGCAAAAGUACCUUUAUCUUAAAAACUUACACGUUUUACCGUCUACACCUGAACAAAAGAAGAAACAACAAUCAUCAACUCAAUUCCGUCGACCAGUAAAAGAAGUAUUGGUUGCAGCACCUACUUUAUCUAACAGUAAGUGUAAAGAGCAAAAGAAGUUUGAAGAUCCACGCCAAGGUUGCUUUGAAGAGUCAAAUACACCUGGUCGCGUUGCUAUUGAGAUUUUAUCGAGUAAAACUAAGAAUAAACCAGGUACAAGCAAAAAUUUAAACGACAAUAUAAUUAUGGGCAGAAAUGGAAGAAGGAUGUAUCCAGAAAGAAAAAUGGAAACUGAAUGUUUAACUAGUUCUCCAGAAAGAAACUGUGAAGUUCCACAGCCUAUUACACCGAAGCAUCUAUCACAGGAUGUGGAACUUCCUCAUACCAUGGAAGAAGAAGAAGGUAUGGAUAGAAUUCCAAAUAAUUUUACUAAACCUAAUGGGGAAGGAAAUGAAGAUAUUUUAAAAACCCCUGUAUUGGAAGAAUCUGGUAAUCAAACAGAUAUUGUGGAUAUCAGUGCCAUUUCUACCAUUAAUGAUGAGGAUAUAGUUCUACAAGUUGGUGAUUUUGAACCAUGUCCUCCCUUUUCUACACCAUUGGAUGGUGUUCUUGCUGUUGCUAAUGCACGGCGAGCAGCGAUAGAGUUUAAAAAGGAUGAUAUUUAUAUUCCAAAAGAAUAUGAAAUAAUGGAUUUUAAUAAGAUAUUUCUAGAGGUUUAUCAACACAAAAUGGAAGAGAUGCGUUCAGGUAGCCAAGAAGGUAUUUCAGAAUCAAUGGUUUCUCCUGAAGAGGCUCAUUCUCGCAAUUUAAGUGAUUGUUUGACCGAUCUUGAACUUUUUCUUUCAAAUUAUUAUGAUGAAGAGUUUGAUAUUUAUAAAUCAAAAUUAUUAGAUAUUGCAUUUGAUAUCCUAUAUACACAAAUGGUAGCCAUUCCGGCGACUAGGAUGUUGGAAUAUCUUGGACGCCGCCUUCUCUGUAUGCAGCGAGAUAUUGCUAUUCGAGGUAUGAUUGAACUUUUUGUCAUUACAUUUCCAAAGGUAUAUACAAACCGAAAACAUGGGAAAGAAUCCUCUCAUAGUAUUCGGGGUGAAAAAGGAGUAUCGUUGCUGCGAAAUAAAGAAAUUUCCCCACGUUCUCGAACAGGUCGCAGUUACUCUACCUCUCACUACAGAAGAAUGAGUGCUCCUGCUAACUUGAAAAAUGUCCAUAAGGACGUCAAAGAUAAAUACAGAGAAAAACCAUCUGGGCAAUCUCCCAUUGGUGUAAGAGAUUCUGGGAAUACUGCUACUACUAAUACUACUAUGGGAAACCGAACUCCUUUAAAUAAAAAGGGUAAAUCUGAGAGACUUUCUGCUUAUAUGGUUGUAAGACCUGUCCCCCGUAAACGUACACCGAAGCCUUCCCCAAGGGAUGAAGAUUUUCUUAACCUUAUCGAUCAGAAAUAA